Messenger RNA from Lymnaea stagnalis (great pond snail), 8209 nucleotides. The record is from the annotation of a GenBank genome assembly. Lineage: Eukaryota; Metazoa; Mollusca; Gastropoda; Lymnaeidae.
GCUUGUAGUAGUAACGUUUUGGAACAUAAAAACACACCAAAAAAAACAAAAACAAAAAAACAAAAAAGCAAUUUCUCAUAUUUGUAUCUUGUUAUUAGCAAAUAGUAAGUAAAGAGACAGAAAUUGAUAAUAAUUAAAACAAAUCAAAGAAACACUUAGGAAAAAAUAAAAUUAAAAAAAAAACAAAGAGUAACAAUCAAACAAAAAGGGAAGCCAUUUAAAAAAAAAUGAACAACACAGUUAUUUUCAAUUGAUAAAUAUUUCCCGAUUGGCCGAUACUAUUUAUUGAAAUCGAUAUCAGAAAUUAACCAAAGGUAUUGAAAACAGUUGUGAAUACUUUCAGAUUUGAAAAACACUUGGAAAAAUAUUUCGUUUGAAUGUCGAUAAUCGACAUGGACUCAAGAGGUCAUUUCCUUGUAGCAGGUAAGUUCAAAAGAUGAGAACGGUUUAUGAAUUUAAAUAAACUAUCAUCGGCCUAAACAUUUCUGAUUAAAAAAAAACAAAAAACUUAAACUCGAACACCUGUUUGACACUGUGUUUAAUUAUUGAUUUAAAAUUAAAGUAAAUGAAAUUGUACGUAUAGAUGACCUUGAGGCUAGAGCGCAACAUAUACUUGUAAAUAGAAACAACAUACAAAUUAAGGGAAGCAAUUUCAAAGUCAUGACUUAUGAACUGCUUGAAAAUGAUUGAAAAGAAAAAAAUAUCAUACAUAUAAAGCAAUAUACUUAAGCUUGUGGGACUUGUUGCUAAAACAGGGGUAGGCAAACUACGGCCCGGGGAACACAUCCGGCCCCAUACUUCAUAUAAUCAAUAGUGAUUUCGACGUGAAAUUGCAAGGAGCAUAUGUGUACAGCAUGCAUGGAACAGCAAAAGUAGAUGGCAUUUUCAAAGAGGUUCAACUAUUUCUAGCCCAGUACGCAACAAGAAGGGGGUUAAACAUGUGAAGUGAUAGGACUUCGUCAGGGAUGCACUAUUGUUUUGCUUCAAGUUACAUCUAGUGAAUGAAAAAAAAAAUAUCUCUCUGCUUUUUUUUUUUUUUUGGUUUUUCCUUGUGCGAGAUAUGGGCUCCCUGGAUUUGUUCUACCCCCCCGAGCUUGCCCCGAUAUCUUGUUUGGUACUUUUCACAAAUUUUCCCACACUGAAAAAAAAAAAUAUCUCUCUGCUUUUUUUUUUUUUUUGGCUUAUACUUGUGCGAGAUAUGGGCUCCCUGGAAUUGUUCUACCCACCAGAGCUUGACCAGAUAUCUUGAUUGGUACUUUUCAAAAAAUUUCCGACACAUGAGCUGAAAUAUUAUUUAAAAGAUAAUUAACAUUUUCAAAAAGCAAAAUAAAUCUUUAAAUUUAGUUUACCUUUUUUUAUAAAUUUAAUUUUUAAAAAAUAUUUGAAUAUUUCUUGAUUUAAUAUGAGCAUAAACUUUCAUUUCAGCUGUCUGUCUCAGUGUCUGUUUUCUGGGUGCCCAAAGUCAGUCUGCCUGUCAGAGCAACUUCGUGACGACACUGACCAACUGCCUCACUAGCAAGAACAUGACAACCGAAAACUUUUUCUGGGUGGCCAGAAACGGGACGAUGGGCAAGGCGGCCAGUGACAUGAAUGCAUUCAUGGCCAAACUUUGCCUGUAAGCAUUGACUGUGUGUCUCGUAAUGUGUAUUAAGCAUUGACUAUGUGUUUUGUAAUAUGUUGUACGUGCUGGCUGUGUGUUUUGCAAUGUGUGUAAGUGUUGGCUGUACCUCUCGUAAUGUGUUCAGUGUUGACUGUGUGUCUCGUAAUGUGUGAAGGCAUCGGUUGUGGCUCGUAAUGUUGGUAGCUGAGGACUGUGUGUCUCAUACCUGUGUGCCCCGUCAUGUGUGUAAGUGUUUCAGUAGUCUACUAUAUUAAAACAGCAUUUGCAGAUUUCAUUAAAAAAAAAAAAAGAAUUCGUGUGCAUUUACAAUUAAUUCGAGUCUUUGAUUUACAUCCUCUGUUUCUUUAUACAACUAGUAACCUCAAGUCAUAUAUCCAUGAAAUAAUACAUCAUCAUUUAAAAUAUAUCCACAUAUCCCAAUCUAUAUUACCAUCCGUAUUUCAUCCAUAUUACCAUGCAAAUAUCCUCUAGAUUUAGUUGACUUAUUUUUCAUGCAGUGCAAAAAAAUGUUUAGCCGUUCAUUGUUGCCUUUCCAACAUUAUAUUGGAGGGAAAUGAUUUUAUUUGACAGCAGUCGUAAACUUAAACAGGCCAAGUACAGAACUGGUCUCAGUGUAUUAUUUGAACAUAGUGUUACGAACUGCUAUCUGGAUACGUAGUUCAAUGACUUCGUGAAGUCCAGUAUAUUAUUUGAACAUAGUGUUACGAACUGCUAACUGGAUACGUAGUUCAAUGACUUCGUGAAGUCCAGUAUAUUAUUUGAACAUAGUGUUACGAACUGCUAACUGGAUACGUAGUUCAAUGACUUCGUGAAGUCCAGGGGUAAUUCCGUGGACAAUGGACAUAUGGUUGUUUAUUGAAAAAACAAACAAACCAACAGUGUGUCUUCAUUCUUCCACUUUCUCUCAGCGGCAACCCAACCGCUAAAAUUACGGCAACGAACAUGGUCAAACCUCUCAUACCAAAAUGCGUCACAAAUACAAAGUGCUUAGCAACAGCUACACAAGUAAUCUCAUCACAAAAAAAUGCACCCACAAAAAUAACCAAACCAUUAACACAUAGCGAUUUAAGAUUUAAAUAUAAUGAAUCUAAAACUGUAAACCAGUGACUUUUAAACUUUACGUACUUGGCGACGCCAAGAAAUUGAUAUAUAUACCCCAUCUUAUUUUUACCGAAAUAAAAAUGCAUUUUAAAAUGUGAAAGUAAUCGAGUUGUUGUUUUAAUUAUUUUGAUUAGCACAGAGAACUGUAGAAACCAUAAGAUAAAAUUGUGAAUUUUAGGACAAAAAGGACAGUUAAAAUGAAGAUUUUUUUAACAAAAUAUUAACGUAGCUUAUUAUAACUUUUAAAAACUUAGAAGCUAAACGUAUCCUCUGAUAUUAAAUAUUUUUUUCCUCGCACCCAUUGCAAUGUCACCUUGCAGCCACUGAAAGGCCACUUCCCACCUCAUGAAAUUCCACCUCGGAGCCCAGGUUUGGAUAACCUGCUGUAAAUCUUCAACCAAACGACCAAUCCUAUUAGAUUUUUUUUUAUUGAGAAGUGAGCUAAUUAUUUUCGAGUUGUAAUAACUCAAACUUAUAAUCCACUCGGACCAAAAUUGGAUUCCCUUAAUCACAUAAUUCUGUUAUCUUUGUGUUUUCAAUUUGUUUAUAUCGCAAAAAACUUUAAUGAUUAUAUUUAAUGUUUGUGAACUUGCUAAACUUGGGGCAAUAAUUAAACAGUGCCCAAUGGAUGGACAUAGUUGAUAUCACAAUACAAAUCCCAAUAAACCCUUUUCCAUAGUUGGCGAACGAACUUUAACUAGAAAACCAAUUGGUAGAAGUUCCGUUUUCUUAUGAUGUCUACAUUAUUUCUUCUUUUUGAUGUUUCUCGUGGAGAGAAGGAGAUCCAUAUACACAUUUGUACAACUUUUUGAAAAAAGUAUGGCAAGAAAUAUAAAUAUUAUUUGAUGAAUUUUGAUUCAGCUGAAUAAUAAUCUGUGUUAACAUAAUCUUUAAAAUAAGUUUUUGUCCGUAAACCUUAAAACUUCCUCAACACCCGUCAAUUGCAAAACAAACAAAGAAUGCUUUAAGUCAUUUUAGUGAUUCUUUAUACAUGAUGUCUGUCCCCAGCGAGAAAUCUUUCCUGUUCACCUGUGUUAAGGUAGCAGUGGAUAGCGCCCAGGCCUUACCAGACGCACAGUGCAACCAGACGCAGAAGACCGGCCUCGUUAACCUUUUUAAAGGUUUCUUCAAGACCAUCAACAAAAAAUGUGAAAAUCGUAAGUCCAUCCAUUCAUCCCUGUGGCUGCUACUUCCCAUGUGGGGCUUUGGCCUGUCUCACCACAUCACUCCACUCAGAAUCUUCUCCUUUCUUUUGCUUUUCUUUUUCCAUUCUUGGAUUCCCAGCUGCUGUAGAUCCUACUUCACGUCAUCCAGCCUGGGUCUGCCUUUGAGCCGUUUACACCUGAGGGUUUAGCGGUGCACCCUCUUCAACCCUAUGUCAUUAGGAAAUCUUUCUAAAUGUCCAGCUCAGCAUAGGAGGAAAUUUUUUUAAAAUAUUUGCUACCAGCGUGGGAUCUUCAUAUAAACUAUAUAAAUCCUGAUGGUUUCAAAUGUUCCAUCCAUAUUCAUCCUUUGCUGGUCCGUAUAUUUUCCGGAAACAAUGUCUCUCCCAUUUAUUGUUUAAUUGGCUUUGUGGCGCAUUUUUAAGGGUCCAAGGUUUACUUGCGUAUGUUGCAACUGUCUGAUUACAGUUAUAUACAUGCAAUUUUUUUUAUUUUCUAAGAAUGUUUUUACUUUUAAGUUGUUUUUUUUUUUUUGAGAAUACUGUAAGCCGGACCAGUUUUAAGUUUGGAUUCCUUAUUUAAAAAAAUAAAUAUGCAAAUCAUCUUAGCUAUUAUAGAUAAGUAUUACGGAGACACUAGAGUAAGUUCAUUUGAAAACAAUGAAUAAAACCCAACCCCAGGUUACCAGUAACGUCCCAUUCUCUGUGUUCAGCGUGCCGGGCCACGUUCAAGCAAAGUCUGACCAAAUGCUACACCGACCUCAACUUCAAACUCUCAGACUUCCUCAUCUUCAGCCCCACGUCUGCAAGGGAUUACAUCUUGGGCAUCAACAGCACAGAGGUGUCCAGAUUCUGCAGGUAUAGUUUACCCUCAGGCCAGACUUCAAACAACGAAGUGGUCUUAAAUUAAAUAAAUCAUUAGUAGAUUACUCGAUAGAGGAAACUAGAACAGACUCAGACCUCUCCAUAACUUUCUCUGCGUGUACAUGAAUUUAUUCCUUACCUUUAAAAUGUCCCAAGAGGGUUUAAAAGUUUAGAAAUUAUGAUAAGUUUAAAAAAAAAAUUAAUUUGCUUUUAAGUAGUCAUGUUCUUUUAACCGUUUUCGGAUAAGCAUGAUGAAUGAUUGACAGUUACAGGACGAAAUCAUAAUUAUAAAUUCUGCUUAAGUUACGUUUUUGUCAUAGUUUUCAUCCUUCAAUCAUGCGUUACGGGGGUGACUCAUAGAUCAUGUUUCUUCUAACCUAACAGUAACAGAACGCAACUCAUACAGUGUUUGAGGACAGCGGCGCAAGGGUGUGACGAUUCUGCAACACUCCUCGGGGCGUACGGAUUCGACAUCAACGCCGUGAAUGAAACAUACGACGUCCUGUGUAACUACACUGCAGGUAAGCUGAAUGUUUGGGUGAAAUUAUCAUUAAGGGUAAGCUGAAUGUUUGGGGGGAAAUCAUCAUUCAAUAAUAUUUAGCAAGUCAGUCCGGUUCAAACCAAACUGACCAAGAAGAAGCAACCAACCACCUCUAAAAAAAUAAGUUGUUCGAAUAAAUAUUUUAUACGGAUUUGUUAAAGUAUUUUAUUUUAUAUUAAUAUUCUAAUGUCCCACACGCUUUUACACCGCCUAUGUAUCUCACCAACUAUUUAAGAAAGACAAAAAGAAAAUACAACACACUAAUAGGCACUUGCGUUAUUCAAAAAAAAAAAAAAGAAUAUAAUUUAGUGCAGUUAUCGGGAAUUUUAUUUCGUGAAAUCUUAUUUCCUUCAUCCUACCCCUGAAAAACAGAGAUACCUAUUUUUGGGGAGGUUGAGGUUAGGUAGCGAGGCUGAAAAUCGGAAGCAGCGUUUGUAAUCGGCAACGCGUCAAUUUCUCAAGUUUCAGCUCGAAAGGUUGACGGGAAGUGGUUCAAGUAAAUGUAAGAAUAUUUUGCCACUCAGCCAGAAACACACGAACAAACGCGAAGUAAAUAUAAAGAAUUAAAAAAUACAUCUAUUAUUUGAUAUCGAUAAUUUUUUUGAAUGCCAAUUAGCAGACAAACGAACUAAUUUAACCCCAACCUCAUUCCCGGGUAAACACGUCACGAUUGACAAUAACUCAUGAAAAAAAUUGUUUGAAAUCCAUCAGUUUACCUGGAGACCACCAAAUGUUUCGAGUUCCCCAUCAACCCCGUUCUCACCUGUCGCAAUGCCGUGUCUGCUAAAGUGACCACGCUGGACAGUCAGCUGGAGGAUCCGGCCAUUACGGACACACAGUACAUGGACGAGAUUUGCAGGUACGCACCGCUCAACAACAACACUCUUGUCUAUUAGUACUGUGUAAAAGUCGGUGGGGAUAAUAUAGAUUUGCGAUUAGUAGUGCAUAAGCUUUAGCAAUUGAUUUUGUUAUUUUCAUUUGCAAAUUAAACAGCCCUUCAAAACAAAUUUAUUUUUAGAAAAACUUUAAAGGCAAUUUUAAUAAUUUAAUUCGUAUACAUAUUUUAACGUCAUACACGCUUUUACUUCGCAGAUUUACUAGUCCAACUGUUUAGAAGAAAAAAAAGAAAAAAGUAAAUAUUACGCGCCAAACGCAUUUGCGAUAUUUUUAAGAAUCUCAUUUAGUGCACUUGUCAUGAAAGCAGUGGCAUCACUUUCUUUCAUUUUCAGUUGAAAGAAUGGUUGGGAUAAAAAUGUUAAUAGAAUGUGUUGUCAUCGGAAACUAGUCUAUUUGCCAAAAUUUCAGUUCAAUAGUUUAACGGGAAGUGGGUCAAUUAGCCGUCCGUAAAUUUUGCACAAAACCAGAAAAUAACAGACGAAAAAAAAAAAAAUGCGAAGUAGAUAUAAAGGCUUUAAAAAUGCAUAACCUCUUUCUGUGAUUUUUUUUUAAAUUUAUUUAUUUUUUUUUGUUUUGAAGUGUUGAAGAUCAAUAUUUUUUUUAAUGUGUUGUAAUCGGAAACUAGUCUAUUUGCCAAAAUUUCAAUUCAAUAAUUUAACGGGAAGUGGGUCAAUUAGCCGUCCGUAAAUUUUGCAAAAAACCAGAAAAUAACAAACGAAAAAAAAAAAAAAUGCGAAGUAGAUAUAAAGGCUUUAAAAAUGCAUAGCCUCUUUCUGUGAUUUUUUUUUUAAAUUUAUUUAUUUUUUUUUGUUUUGAAGUGUUGAAGAUCAAUAUUUUUUUAAAGUUUAAAAUGAAAAUUCAAAUUGUAAGAAAUUGAUUUUCAUGACAACAACAACAACAACAAAAAAUGUAAGAAUAUUCCAGUACAAAAAUUCAUUUGUUAAAAUUCCUCCAUCAUACCUUAGAUAUACUUUAACAAUUGAAUUUUUAAUUGAAUUUUACUUUUAAAAUCUUUCGUCCGCGAAUCCUUUUAUGGGGAGAAAAAAAGGUUCGUUGAUUUUUUGUACUGCUUGUUGAUUCAUCACUUCAGUUCGUGUUCUUGCUUGAUCUUGAAUGCCCCUGGCCUGUAUACUCACUCUUGUCCCCCUCCACAGGACGAGACUCAACCAGCUUGAAUGUGAGAUGAAGGCGGUCAAGGCGGACAACGACACGGUCAAGUGCAACAGCAUCGUGGUGGGUCUGAGGAAGCAGCAGGAGUGCCUGCUCCUGCCCAGGCAGUGCAGGGAGUCCAACCAGAACAGCGUGGCCGCGCUCUGCAUGGAGUCCGAUUUCAUGGUAGCGGAGAGGACGACCUUGACCCUGCAGCUUAAUUCCGCCGACCACGCGCAGUGGGCAGUCACAGCCAUGUUGGUUGUCUUCGUCUCAGCCCUGUUUGCAAUGUUUUGAUGGGCUGUUCUGUCACACAACGUCAUGGGUUGUUCCGUCAUGCAGCGAAUUACAUACAUCGUGUAAUGAUAUUGUACAUUUAAAGACAUUCACACCAUCUUACGUGUUUCAUUUCCUUUUUGCUGAUUUCAUUUAGUUGCACGACCAGGUGCGUCAUCUCUCCACUGACCCAACAAGCCAAAAUUGUCAUUUUUCGUUAUCGUAACUGAGCCCUUGUUAUAGAUAAAAUAAUUUUUUUUUUUUUUAAAUUUCACCCUUUACCCCCUCUCCCUCCCCCCUCCACACAUACACUUAUCCGAAGUUACAGAGUUUCCCUUCUUUUUGUUAAAAUUUGCCAUUCUGAUCAAGCCCUAGUUAUUGAUCCCCUGCAAAGUGUUCCACAAUUCAUGGCACUGGAACUUUACGACAAUAACAUGGGCAAAUGCUCGAGAAUGGUUGGGAAUUUUUUUGGGAGUUGCUGAUGUGCAGAAGUACCUUUAAUGAUAACAUCAUUUCAUGGGUUUAGUAAAAAUAUUAUAUAUUCCCAUUUUGUAAAGCGUUAUCCUACAGAUGAAUACACUAACCAUUUUUUUAGGCC